UCUUGUUUCACUAAUAAUAAUGAAGAAAAAAGGUAGUGAUUUGUUGCCAUUUAUAGCAAUGGUGAUUGUACAAGUUGGCUAUGCUGGAUCAAAUGUUGUGACAAAACUAGUCAUGGAUACUGGUAUGCACCCUUUUGUUCAGACAGCAUACAGGCCUAUAUUUGCCACCAUUUCAAUUGCACCCUUUGCUUACUUCUUGGAGAGGAAAACAAGACCAAAGUUGACACUAUCUGUAUUUUUUCAAAUUUUCUUGUGUUCCAUUAUCGGAGUAACUGCAAACCAAUAUACAUUUUGUAUUGGGCUAAAAUAUACUACUCCGACAAUUGUUUCCGCCCUCGAUAAUCUAAUCCCAGCAUUCACUUUUCUCCUAGCCAUUUUAUUCGGGCUUGAAAAAUUGGGACUAAAAAGUUUAGCAGGACAAGCCAAAUUGAUUGGAACUAUCGUGUGUGUUGGAGGGGCUAUGUUAUUGUCAUUGUAUCGUGGACCUGUACUGAUUGGCCAAUUGGGAUUUCACUGGAAAUAUGCUGAAAACACUACUAAUGACAAGGAUAUCAAUUCUACCCAUACCAAUUUCAUUUUGGGACCUUUUAUACUCAUAAUCAGCAGUAUUACCUAUGCAUUAUGGUUAACCAUUCAAGCAAGAGUGAAUGAGAAGUAUGCAGCUCCAUAUUCAAGCACCCUUUUGAUGUUCUUCAUGGCAAGUUUCCAGUGCAUGAUUAUCAGUUUUUGUGUGGUACCAAAAGCUUAUGAAUGGGCUUUAAAUCCCAUUAGAGCUAUCUCUGUUGUUUAUAAUGGAACUGUGUGCUCUUCACUAGCAUUAUACUUAAGCUCUUGGUGUAUUGAAAGGAAAGGUCCUUUAUAUGUCUCAAUGUUCAAUCCGUUGUUACUUGUUAUUGCUUCCUUUCUUAGUUGGAUUCUGCUGAGAGAGAAAUUAUACCUUGGAAUAGUGGUGGGGUCAAUCUUGACAGUUGUUGGACUCUAUGGUUUUCUUUGGGGGCAGAAAAAGGAGAUGGAACAAAGUAAAAAUGAGAUAGAGGAAGAGGACAAUAAGGCUGACUUGGAAUUGCAGUUAUAAGUUUAUAAUUAGAUAUGGAUAGUUUUCCCCAAAUAUGAAUUCCCAAAACUAGCCUUAAUUACUAGAUAUUAUUUUUUUUAAAAAAAAGUAUUGUAUUUCAUGUAUCAACUUGAGUUUCCUCCCUUUUGACACUUGUUUUCAGUUCGAAAAUGCACGAUUUAUUUAUGCAACUUUCACACCUAUAA
Solanum pennellii is the source of this 1260-nucleotide messenger RNA. Its product is annotated as WAT1-related protein At1g09380-like. NCBI's taxonomy places the organism in Eukaryota, Viridiplantae, Streptophyta, Magnoliopsida, Solanales, Solanaceae. The coding region runs from base 20 to 1075 and encodes 351 amino acids. The record is from RefSeq and is a predicted model, not a curated record. The transcript is spliced from 7 exons. Gene Ontology annotation, cellular component: plasma membrane. Gene Ontology annotation, molecular function: transmembrane transporter activity.